GCGCGCGCCGCAUAUGCGCAUCAUCGUUACCAUCGUCAUCAUCGUCGCCGCCGCCGUCGCAGAAAUCGUACGAAUUCCAAUUGUGAUUGAGUCGCGUGCUGUCGCCCGGUUACAUUACACCUGAUACGAUCAUUGGUUGAGCGAAGUAAACAUUGAAUACGAAACAAAAUGCCUCCUUCAAAGCGCAAAACUGCGACAGAAUCUUCAUCCAAAGUCGGCGGGCCGCGCCAAUCGAAAUUAGCCAAAGAGAACAACAUCACCGCCCAAGAAGAAGCCGAGAUCAAAGAGGCAUUCAGUCUCUUCGCCGAGCCAAUGGAUGGCGAGAAGGAAGGAGUGAUUCCAAUACGAGAUGUCAGACGGGCAAUGAUCGCCCUAGGCAUCCCCCCCAAAUCUAAUUCCGAACUUCGCGAGUUCACUUCCAUCCUCGACCCAGAAGACGAAGGGUUUGCCACGUAUCCUUCCUUCCUCGCCAUCUGCGCCAUCAAGCUUUCGUCACGGGACCGCACAAGCGAAGCGCAUAUGCGCGAGGUGGACGAAGCUUUUGCUUUGUUUGUCGGUCGCUCGGCACAAGAGAUUGCACGGCUACAUAACGAUCGCAACAACGACGACGAUGAUGAUGAUUACGGACAAUAUGAGGAGGAGGAAGAGGUAGACGGAAAAGAAAAAGAAGAGCCGGUGAUAACCCUAGCCCACCUUAAAAGGGUCGCGGCCGUGUUGAAGGAGAAUGUCAGUGAGGAGUUGUUGAGGGAUAUGAUACUGGAAGCGAACGGUGGCGCGGGAGUGGGGAAGGGGGUGAGGAGGGAGGAGUUUGAUAGGGUCAUGAGGAGGGCGGGGGUGUGGAGGUGAGAAGGGUUGGGAAGGGAGAUGGAUGAAGGACUUUUCUGGACUGCUUGGGAACGGGUACGGGAAACGGCCCGGCUGGGUUGGAUUAGACUGGGCUGGGCUAGGCUCGAUGAUUCUUUUCCCGUAUCCUGCGGUUUCCGAGAACGAGAAGACAGCGGCGACUGGAAACUAGGGACUGGAGCCAACCAGCAACUGCUGCAGCAUGACCCCAGUCUGCAUGCAAAUCGCUCUCGCGCCACAGGGCUAGAGACUUGGGCUGGACGCCUGGCUGGAUUGGAAGGCCACAUUCCAUAUCUUGAACUGUUCAGACGACCGUAGGACAAGAGACUAGAUGGGGAUCCCGUGGUACGUUCAGCAUGCCUGCAGUCUCGUCACGGGAUCAUACGGCCCAGAGUGUUGAAGAGCAGGCUCACAAACCGAGCAAAGGGCAAAACACUCGAGCCGAGUGAGGGAAGCCGGUGACUUCGGGUCGACGGGAUAUUUUGGACCAAGGCCUGUCUUCUCUAAGGAAGACGAAGGUUGAUGUUUGAGGGAAGAGGAUUGCUGGGAGUCAGUGGGAAGCAAGAGCACAAGACCGCGUCAAGGGGGUAAAGCACGAGAAGCUCUUGGCAAGUGAGACACGCACGAAAUUAUGAAACAGAGGGCCAACCUCUCUCGCAAUUGUGAAUACUGGACAAUAAGUAUAAUGCAAGCUAUGACAACAUUGCCAUACGUUCUCAUCUUUCAUGAUACGUUUCUAACUCAAAUAAAUGGUACAUAUGAUACAGCUUCCCUCGGUGUGCCAGCAAACUGGAGAAGGAUAUAAACAAAUGAAACAAAAGAAGAGAACAGAAAGCGAAGAGACAGUGAAGUCUAGGUAUAUAGCCCAAAUGACAAACCCUACAACGCCAUGCGAAAACAAAUAAAAUAAAACCUUUAGGUCUUUGUGCCUAACCAUUAGGCAUAUUGAUUGGCCACAAGUCGUCUCAGUUACGUCGAGUUUCAAUCGUCACAGAUCUCAGUCUCUCUUAGCUUGUAUUGUGAUGUCGUGUCGGUUCGUCACGGGGUAUACCUCGCACUCGACAACAAUUCCCCGCCAUCAGCUACCGGGCUUCGAGGACUAGGUAGUUUUGCCUUGGUAGGUGUUGUAGGCGAAUACGUCUUGGCACUAAGCGUCACCACCUCUUCAGCUGAGCCUGUUGGCGAGUAAACCUUUGGACUAAGAGUCUCCAGCUUCCUCUCAGCCGGUUCCGUUGGCGUAUAGACCUUCGCACUGAGCAACACGGGCUCCUCCGCCGGACUUUUCGGAUCAUAGACAGUCGGGCUGAGCGUCUCGAGCUGUUCGUGGCCCUCCUCGGGCUUUGUGUUCAUCGAACCCCUCGACGGGAAUUCUCUGUCGAUAGGCGUAUCAAAGUCCGUUAUCAGUCGAGGAGGCUGUCUCCUUUCUGGUUUCGUCGUGUCCUUCUGAUUGUGCUUUGGGCAACUGAUGGUGUGAACGUCGGUACCUGGGCUCAAGAGUGGAGACACGUCCUCAACUGAUGAGAGACGCAGACCGAUUUGGACUGUUGCUGAUGAACAC
This is a messenger RNA of Neurospora crassa OR74A, 2401 nucleotides long. RefSeq names its product calmodulin. NCBI's taxonomy places the organism in Eukaryota, Fungi, Ascomycota, Sordariomycetes, Sordariales, Sordariaceae. The transcript has 3 exons. Bases 169 to 846 code for a protein of 225 amino acids. The record is from RefSeq and is a predicted model, not a curated record.